AAAUACAGGGACGAGCACAAUCACCUUUCUGUUCUCUCACAUGAACUCAGAUUCCGAAAUCCAACAAUGGCCGCCUUGAUCCCAACUGUUAGUCCCUUCCACUUGCCGGCUAAGGCUUCGGAGCUCCGGAUCUUUGUUGCCGGUGCAUACUCGAUUCUCCGGCUCAGAAACUCCGGCGUAUGGUCGCCUGAGAGCCGCUCCGUGUCCAGAAGGCUUCCGGCUCUUGAAGCCGUUAGGUGUUUCGCAAGGCCCAAGGAGGAGAUCGAGCUGGAUAGUUUGAUGAGUGAUGAUGAUGAUGAGGCCAGGGAAGAAGACGAUAAGAUCGAAUCGCUAAAGGACUCCGAUGAUGAGGUUCCUCCCGAAUUCUCCGACGGAUCGCGCAAUUUGAAGACCGCCAGCGGAGAUUCUUUGUCCAUGGGUAUUCGCGAACCUGUUUAUCAGGUAGUUGAAGUCAAGUCAAGUGGGAUGGUUUCAAGAAAGAAAAUAAACAGACGACACCUGCUGAAAUCCAGUGGUCUACGCCCAAGAGAUAUACGAAGUGUCGAUCCUGCACUGUGGUUAAUUAAUUCCAUGCCGACUUUACUGGUGCGUGACCAUGCAAUUCUACUGAAUCUGGGAUCUUUGCGAGCCAUAGUAAUGCCAGAAAGUGUUCUUAUAUUCAACUAUAAUAGCCGGGGAGGUAAAGCUUUCAUCAAUGCAUUGUUACCCCGACUAAAUCCUAAAAACAUGAAUGGAGCCCCAUCUAUGCCAUUUGUGCUUGAGGUGGUUGAAGCAGCCUUACAUUCACGAAUACAACGGCUGGAGCAAAGACUAUGGGAUUUAGAGCCUCAAGUGCAAGCUUUACUUGAGGUUUUGCCAAAUAGAUUGACUGCAGACGUGUUAGAGCAGCUUCGAAUUAGCAAGCAAGCAUUGGUUGAAUUAGGAUCUAGGGCAGAUUCUCUUAAACAAAUGCUUCUUGAUAUUCUCGAGGACACCCAUGAAAUACGUCUUAUUUGCAUCAUGGGUAGAGACUGUACUCUGAAGAAAGGAAAUGACGAGAUGGAAUGUGCUGUUCCACUUGAAAAGCAGAUUGUGGAAGAGGAAGAGGAAGAAAUAGAAAUGCUUCUGGAGAACUAUCUUCAAAGAUGUGAAUACUGUCAUGGUCAAGCAGAAAGGCUCCUUGAUUCUGCAAAAGAAAUGGAAGACUCAAUUGCUGUAAACCUGAGCUCUCGGAGGCUUGAGGUGAGCAGAGUGGAAUUACUCUUGCAGCUUGGGGCAUUUUGUGUUGCGGUUGGUGCUUUAGUAUCAGGCAUAUUUGGCAUGAACUUGAGAUCUUACCUUGAAGAGCAUGCGUUUGCAUUUUGGCUAACAACCGCCGGUAUCAUUGUUAGUGCUGCUGUGACAUUUUUCCUCAUGUACAAAUAUCUGAGAACAAGAAAGAUACUCUGAACCCCCUGCUGAUUCAAGAUUGGCAGACAAAUCCUCAUAGCGCUUGUCCAUUGACAUGUAAAAAGUGAGGACGAUUCGGUUGUCAACGGCACAUAGAAGCCAUUGUUAUUGAUCAUGGGGGCAAGACUGAUUGACUAGCAUUGUGGCUUUGAUUGAAGAAACGAGUUCACCCGUGGAUCGAAAAAAUUGGUUACCCGGGAGUCAUUUCUGCGGUACGCGAAUUAUUCAUGAUUUUCUUUGAUACAUUAGGUUUCCCAAUUUAUAUUGGACUGAUCUUAAGUGUCUAAGAUCCUACCCCAAGAAUCUUAGAGGAGGUGUAUGUAUGGGGAGAAAAUAUGAUUGGAGGGAGUUGAAAAUACCUAUUUGAAAGGAAACAUAGUCCAAUUUCCCCUUAUUCUAUGCAUUGGACCGGGUGAUGAAUGUGAUGUAAAAGAAAUCACCCUAGAUUAGCUUCUGUAUUUUGUUAUUUGCUUCACAUUUUCGCAUAGUAUGCGCGUGUAUUACAUGUUUCACGUUUUCCCUAAAAAAGACUCAUAUGCAUU
This is a messenger RNA of Cuscuta campestris, 1970 nucleotides long. Lineage: Eukaryota; Viridiplantae; Streptophyta; Magnoliopsida; Solanales; Convolvulaceae. The record is from the annotation of a GenBank genome assembly.